Drosophila mojavensis is the source of this 1798-nucleotide messenger RNA. RefSeq names its product A disintegrin and metalloproteinase with thrombospondin motifs 18. The record is from RefSeq and is a predicted model, not a curated record. Gene Ontology annotation, biological process: extracellular matrix organization. Gene Ontology annotation, molecular function: metalloendopeptidase activity. Bases 77 to 1648 code for a protein of 523 amino acids. Gene Ontology annotation, cellular component: extracellular matrix. The transcript has 6 exons. Lineage: Eukaryota; Metazoa; Arthropoda; Insecta; Diptera; Drosophilidae.
GUAAUGGCACACGCGUUUGAUGCGCUUCAUCUGACUUGAUCGUUCUAUAGUACAAUUUAGAGUCAAAUACAAGAGAAUGCAGUUGAUAAGAGUCUUAAGUAUUUUAUUGCUAUCAUGCUUGGAGAUUCGUCUGAAUGAUGCCACCCAAGUGGUCAAUGACAAUAGUACGAACAUAAUGAUAAAAUCUGAGCUCAGCGACGAUAUUGAUGAUGAUUAUACGGAUUAUGUGGAUGAGAAUGAAGUCAGCAAGCAGACACGACAACGCAACCAGAGCUCAUUCGACAGAGUUGGCACGUUUUACUCCUGGGAUCGCUGGGAGAAGUGGAGUAAAUGCUCCACCACUUGUGUGCAAAUCAAGCAGCGGAAAUGCUUAGAGCGCUUUAAAAACUCAACCAUGGAGAGCGCAGUGGAGAGGCGUUUCUACCCCGGCAGUGGCCAAACGGGCUGCUCGGGAGUAGUGAAGCGAUAUCGUCAGUGCAAGGAGGAGCGCUGUAAGCCAGGAAAGCAGCGAUUGCGUGACGAACAAUGCGAAAAAUUUAAUAACAUGCCCUAUCGUGAGACUUUCUAUAAUUGGGUCGGAUAUGAGAAAGAGCAUGACGAGUGCAUGUUGUUCUGCCGCGCCAUAAACUCUGAUUUGUUCAUCAGUAUGAAUCAAUCGGUCACCGACGGUACGCCGUGCAAUCGUCCGGCCGUAUACUAUACGCACUUCUAUAGACGACAGGCUGUCUGUGUGGAGGGAAUUUGUCGGGCAGUGCAUAGCAGCGGCCUAAUUCGUCCCGUUACAACGCGUGAUAGCCCGGUGAAGUGCGGUUCGGUAAUGUGCAAACAUGUCUCUGUCCUCUUCAACAAAACGAAUCCAACGAAGGGCUACAAUCUCAUUACUAAACUGCCAGUUGGAGCAAUGAAUCUAGCGAUCAAGCAAAAUAUACGAAGCAAUAAUUCAUUAGCUUUGAAAAGCGCCGAGGAGGUCUUUCUCAUACCGAGAGAUCGCUUAAAGAUAUUCAGCUUUAAUGAUAACGCCUACGAAUACAAUCAGCUGAACGCUUUGCUUACAUCAAGGGGUCCGCUCGCCAAGGCUGUGAUGCUGAUGCAUUUCGUGCUCGAUGCGCAGAGUGGACUGAAUGAUAUUCAAUACAAUUAUACCAUACCCAUAGCGUCCUCUACUGUCAACGAGGAGGAGGAGCUGCAGGCUAUCUGGGAUGAGUCGGGUAAGCUCGUUAAUGACACCGAUGCCAGUUAUGCGCAACGCAUGAAAGAGCGAAAGCGUCGGCGAUUUACUUGGAAGUUGUUGGGUUUCGGCGAAUGUAAUCGCAGCUGUGGCCCGGGCACCCAAACGCCCAUAUUCCGCUGUGUGCUCAUGCGGGAGUCCUUAAUCCGAUAUUAUUCGCCACGUCGCUGCGCCGACAUUGAGAAGCCGACCUUUAAUGACGACAUCUACAACUGCAAUCGCGGACUCUGUCCGGCCUUUUGGCGCCCGAGCAACUUCAGCAACUGUGAGUGUCCGACCGGGAGCUCCAUUGGUCUGCGCAGGCGAAAUUUCGAGUGUAUGCAGGAGCAGAUCAAGGGAAAUGUUGAGCUAGUCCCUGACAAACUGUGUCCUGUCCGAGACCCUCAGGUCGAAUCCUGUCGUUGCCAGAGUAAACACUAAACAGAAUAUCAAUCGCAAUCUCUGUGCCUCUGUCAUCCGACAUAGGCAAUACUUUGUGCGUCAACUAUCCCUAGCGUGAAAUUGCCUCUAAUGUAAUACGCAGAAGUCAAAGAAGCGGGUCAAUAAAGACGAUUAUCCAUUUAAAAUCUA